GGAACACCUGCAACCAGAUGUUUGUGUAGGAGCCCAUUUUAGACCAAAAUGGUGUUCUAGAUACUGAUCAUUUGAUAUAGGUAGAAUCAACAUUGACCCGGUAUAUAGCGUUGGCGUGAUGUCACUUCCUGUUUCUGGUACUUCCUGUCAGCCGGCAUGGAAUGUGAUAAUAAGUUUGUGCUGUUUGUAUCUUCUCCUUUAUGUCUGAUGAAGUUAGGGGCUCUUACCCCCUGAAAAGUGUAACAAGGACUUUUAUUAUAAACCAGUAAUUAGACCUUGGAGCUCUAGAACAUCUGGAGGACCCAUCGGUGGGAGAAUCAUCUCCAAUAUCGAUAUCAAGAACCCUGAGGGUGAUAAGUGAUCCAAGGAGGCGAUACAGGAUUUACGCUGAAAAAGUUUUUUUUUAGAAGACGAUGGUGGUUUCCAUCGCUGAACCUUCAAGGAUGGGCGAGGACAGAAACCUCAUGGCUGCGAGGAUAUUAGACCUCACCCUAGAGAUCAUCUACUUGAUAACUGGAGAGGAUUACAAAAUAGUAAAGAAGUCGUCUGGUGAGUGUGUGACACCCCAUGUGUCAGGAGAAUGGAGCAGGACCCCAGGAGCCAUCAUCGAGCCUCCACUUUAUUCACUGAUACACGAGCAGAAGAUCCUAGAACUUACCAACAGGAUCACUGAGCUUCUGACCAGAGAGGUUCCUAUAAGGUGUCAGGAUGUCACUGUCUAUUUCUCCAUGGAGGAGUGGGAGUAUUUAGAAGAACACAAGGAUCUGUAUAAGGACGUCAUGAUGAAGGAUCACCAGCCCCUCACAUCACUGGAUGAGUCCAGUGGUAGAAAUCCACCAGAGAGAUGUUCCAGUCCUCUAUAUUCCCAGGAUUGUCCUGAGGAAAAGCCAACUUUCCCACUGGAUCAUCAGGAGUGGGAGUAUUUAGAAGGACACAAGGAUCUGUACAAGAACGUCAUGAUAAAGGAUUACCAGCCCUUCACAUCACCAGAUGAGUCCAGUAGGAGAAAUCAUCCGGAGAGAUGUCCCAGUCCUCUAUAUUCCCAGGAUUGUCCUGAGGAAAAACAAAAUGUUCCACUGGAUCAUCAGGAAUCUUCACAAGAAAUUUAUGGUGGAAUGACAAGUGGACCAGAAAACGCACAAUCAGAGUCAUUGAAUGGUGAAGACCAAAUGAGAAGCACUCAUGAACAUACCUCAUGUGAAUUAGAUGAUAAUCAGUCUCAGAUUGGCAAAACUAGAACUGAACACAGACUGGGUAUAAUUUUUGCAACUUCUGAAAGUGGGAAGCAAUUUAAAAAGAAACAUAGUCUUUCCGCGCACCAGGGAAUUCACAAAGGCAAAAGACAAUAUACAUGUUCAGAAUGUGGGAGAUCUUUUGGUAAGAAAUCAACUCUUGUGACACAUCAUAGAAUUCACACAGGAGAGAAGCCAUUUUUAUGUUCAGAAUGUGGUAAAUGUUUUAACCAGAAGGCAAGUCUUAUGGAACAUCUAAAAAUUCACACGAAGGAGAAACCAUAUUCUUGUCCAGAAUGUGAGAAAUGCUUUUAUAGGAAAUUCUAUCUUAUUAGACAUCUGAGAACUCACACAGGAGAGAAGCCAUUUUCAUGUCCUGAAUGUGGCAAAUGUUUUACUACUAAAUCCUGUAUUGUUAAACAUCGGACAAUUCACACAGGAGAGAAGCCAAAUUCAUGCUCAAAAUGUGGGAAAUGUUUUAGCCAGAAAUCGGCUCUUGUUAUACAUCAGAGAAUUCACACAGGAGAGAAACCAUUUCCAUGUCCUGAAUGUGGAAAAUGUUUUACUUUGAAAGCAGCUGUUGUGAGACAUCUGAGAACACACACAGGGCAGAAACCGAAUUCAUGUUCAGAAUGUGGGAAAUGUUUUAGUGACAAAGCAAGUCUUAAAGACCAUCUAAGAAUUCACACAGGGGAGAAGCCAUAUUCUUGUCCUGAAUGUGGGAAAUGUGUCAGCUAUAAAUCAAGUCUCGUGAAACAUCUGAGAAUUCACACAGGAGAGAAACCAUUUUCAUGCAAAGAAUGUGGGCAAUGUUUUAGCCAGAAUUCAAGUCUUGUAAAACAUCAGAGAAUUCACACAGGAGAGAAGCCAUAUCCAUGUUCAGAUUGUGGGAGAUGUUUUAGAAUCAGAUCAAGUCUUGUGAAACAUAUGAGAACUCACACAGGGGAGAAGCCAGUUUCAUGUUCGGUGUGUGGGAAGGUCUAUGACCAUAAAACAAGUCUUUUGGAACAUCUAAAAUCUCACACAGAGAGAACCCAUAUUCAUGUUCAGAAUGAGGGAAAUGUUUUUGUCACAGAUCAAGUCUUGUAGAACAUCUAAGAAUUCACACAGGGGAGAAGACAUUUUUAUAUAUAUAUGUAAAAUGUUUUAGUUACAAAUCAGAUCUGGUUUAUCACCAAAGAGUUAAUUCAAGCGAGAAACCAUUUUGAUGUUCAGAGUUUAGGAAAUGUGACAGAUGCGGAGCUCCGAUAUAGGACCUUUGUCAGGAUGUUUUCCCUUUUAUCACUUGAAGGGAUUGUCCAGAUUCAGAGCUAAACCUGGACAUAUCUCCGUUUUCACCCAGGCAGCCCCCCUGAUAUGAUCAUCGGAGCAUUUCAUACUCUGAUGCUCUUCUUUGCCUUGCACUGAAUCGCGCAGGGCAAAAGCUUUUUAUGAAGAUCAGGUGACCUACCGCGCUCUCCAAAGGGUAAGUUAGGCAGAGGCUUCCGCCUAGCAGUGAGCCCGGUGACAUGACCGGCACUGAUGGGCGGAAGCCCGAUUGAACGUUAGAUACUUGUAACAAGAUGUGCUUGUAUGGAGUCUGUAGCAAGGCCCUGAAGCGGUCACUCUGACAUUAGGCCUUUGUAUCAAAUCUAAUGCAGAUAAGGUAGCAGAAUUAUUGGAGACGGAUCCCUCUAUGUUAGACAAAACAAUUCUUGUAGCUCAGUUAUGCAUUUUAAAUUCUGGUGUUUUUCUUUAAAGUGUAGAUGGCAUGCAAUAUUGGAAAGGGAUGCCCAAGUGGCAGGUGAAAAAUUGUCUCUCCAUCAGGAAAGGAAGCCCUGAUCUCCCCUUGACAGGAAGAGACACUUACCACUAUACUAUUACGGCCUGUCAUGUUGGAGACUAGGGUUCCAUUCUUAAUGUGCUUGCCAAAGAAUGAUGCAUUCACAAGUCCAAGCACCCAGCACAAGUAACUUUCUGGAGGAAGAGGACUUUGAUGCGGAGGGUUUGUGGCCAUCAUAAUACCCAACUCACCCUAGGCUGACAGUACAAAGUGCAGCAAAAGCCCAGUAAGUUGCACUAACUAAAUCCUGCUGACAUCAACAACCAUCAAGGUAAAGGAGAAAUUCACCUGGAUCGCUGUCUCAUAGCAAAGACCAGAAUGAGAAGAGUGAGGAGACAGGCAGACAAGACAAACUAGUCAGCAGUACCUUACUAUUGUGUACAGCAUGACAAAGAAAUUGGUAAUAAUUAAUCGUCCACUGAACUCCCCUGUGCAGCCUGACUCCGCAAUUAUGUGGCUUACCCAAGGGUGACAAUCAGUGAAGAGCAGAAGAAGAUGCAUUAGUAGUACUCAACAUCUCAGGAACACCAAGAUUGCUUUCCUAAACUCAGCCAUGGGAUACUUUACUGCCUGUGCGAUUGUAUGAGGGAUGUCCAAACCCCACACUAAGGCCUCAUGCACACGACCGUAUAUAUUUUACAGUCCGCACUGACAAUUUAAAAAAAUGAGGAGUCACAUGUGAGAGAGAGAUUAGUAAUUUCUCCCAAACACCCACAGUGGAGGAGGAGAGGCCACUUAGUCUUUCUCAUCCUGCAGUCUGAGGCUGCAGAACAUGUCCGCAUUUUGCUGCUCCAUAGAGAUGGAAACGGAUAAGGAAAUUGUCAGUCUUUAUAAAUAAAGAAACUACAUUAAUAGUAAAAGAGAAUUAUAUCGAAAAACAGGCAGAUGUUUUCAUGCAAGGAGAGCCAAAUACAGAUGAUCAGGGCUCUGGUUUGUUGCCAAGCCAAAGGGCAUUUAACCCAUUUUCCUGGAGACCGUCCACGUGAAGGUCCCUUUCCAAUAUUGCAUGCCAUGCACACUUUAAACAGUAACACCAGGAGUUAAAAUGCAUAAUUGAGCUACAAGAAUUGUUUUGUCUAAAAAAGAGGCCUCUGCUUUGCAGAGACCUAACAAUGUAAACAUGUUUGUUAGUGUAAAUCCUGUAAAACAAUAAAAAAAAAUACAAUUUUAACUAUAAAUUAUGGAUUUAUUUGGAAAUGCUCUCAUGGACACCUGCUAUUCACAACUUCGAUCUUCCACCAACUGCCAGACCUGGGCACUUGGCAAGUGGCAAGGAACAACUUGCCGGAUCAGUGAAUACCAGGUGAAACCGCGCACUGCCAAGAUACCAUCCGGCCCCUUUCACUAUAAUGGGGAUUGACGGAGAUCUGGCUGCUACCCGUCCGGCCACUUCUAGGCAUAUUUGCUGGGUAGUGGCCGAAUCUCCGCCAGUUCCCAUUAUAGUAAAUAGAGAUGGCCUUGCGGUUCACCCGGCAGCCGUUUCGCGGCGCACUUUGCUUGUUCACCGAACAGGCGAACAUAUGGCGGUGUCCGCUGGCGCCAUAUUCUUUUACAUUGUGAAGAACUUUGACCCCUGACACAUCCAUCAGGUGGUA
Bufo gargarizans (Asiatic toad) is the source of this 4649-nucleotide messenger RNA. RefSeq names its product gastrula zinc finger protein XlCGF26.1-like. The record is from RefSeq and is a predicted model, not a curated record. Gene Ontology annotation, molecular function: DNA-binding transcription repressor activity, RNA polymerase II-specific. Lineage: Eukaryota; Metazoa; Chordata; Amphibia; Anura; Bufonidae. Gene Ontology annotation, biological process: negative regulation of transcription by RNA polymerase II. The transcript has 9 exons. Bases 414 to 2321 code for a protein of 635 amino acids.